GGCCCGCAGCCCCCCACACCAUGUCGGUAGAGCUGGAAGAGGCCGAUCUGCCCCUGACUGAGGCGGAAGAGGCACCGCUCUCCCCGGAGAAGAAAGCAGCCGCUAGGAAGGCGAAAGGAGGCGGCUCCGGCUCCUCGUUGUCGCCGUCGAAGAAAAGAAAGAACAACAAGAAGAAGAAUCAGCCCGGCAAAUACAGUCAGCUGGUGGUGGAGACGAUCCGCAAACUGGGCGAGCGCAAUGGCUCCUCGUUAGCCAAGAUCUACAAUGAGGCCAAGAAGGUGGCCUGGUUCGACCAGCAGAACGGCAGGACCUACCUGAAGUACUCCAUUAAGGCGCUGGUACAGAACGACACGCUGCUCCAGGUCAAGGGCACCGGCGCCAACGGCUCCUUCAAGCUCAACAGGAAGAAGCUGGAAGGCGGCGGCGAGGGGAGCGCGGGCAGCAGCGCCCACAAGUCCCACAAGAAGGCGACGGCCUCCACGUCCCGGCGGGCGGAGAAACCCGCGGCCAAGAGCAAGAAGCCCGAGAAGAAAUCGCACAAGAAGGGAGCCGGCGGCGCGGCGGCGAAGAAGGACAAGGGCAAAGCCAAGAAAGCCACCAAGAAGGGAGCCGCGUCUCCCGGGGGCAAGAAGGUGAAGAAGUCGGCAAAGCCCAAGGCGCUCAAGAGCCGGAAGGCAUGAGAUCGGGGCGCUGGGAGCCCCGCGCCGCCCCCCGGACUUUGAGCCCCGCGGCACAGACUGCUCUGAGGACAGACCCCAGGGGACCCGCUUUGUCUUUGUGUUGCUGAUUCGGCUCCGCAGCCGCCGCCGUGCGCGGUGAGCGGGGCUGCGGCCGCCCCGGCCCCCCCCUUCCCCUUCUCUGCCGCCUUAUUUUUCUACCCCAACCCCCCAUCCCACACCGCGGCUUCUCCCCGAUCGCGCCCUUUUGUUUUCGGCCGUGCCCUUCCCCGCCUGUAGACGGUUCCCGGCCCCCCCACCCCCGCUCCCCCUUGUCUGCCCGGUUGUUCCCAGGGAUUUUUCCCGCCCGGUUUCCAUAGUAGCCAUUUUGCGGCGGGGCCCCCCCCGCGCCACGUGGGCCGGUCCCGCUCCCGCCGCCCGCGCGCGCCCCGCCCCGCCCCUCCCGCCGAGCGCGCGCGCUUGGCCC
Molecule: messenger RNA, 1143 nt
Organism: Empidonax traillii (willow flycatcher)
Lineage: Eukaryota; Metazoa; Chordata; Aves; Passeriformes; Tyrannidae
Product: histone H1x
Exons: 1
Coding region: 21-680 (219 amino acids)
Biological process (GO): nucleosome assembly
Cellular component (GO): nucleosome
Molecular function (GO): structural constituent of chromatin; DNA binding
Source: RefSeq, a predicted model, not a curated record